Molecule: messenger RNA, 969 nt
Organism: Sphaerodactylus townsendi
Lineage: Eukaryota; Metazoa; Chordata; Lepidosauria; Squamata; Sphaerodactylidae
Gene: ANAPC15
Product: anaphase promoting complex subunit 15
Exons: 3
Coding region: 40-372 (110 amino acids)
Biological process (GO): regulation of mitotic cell cycle spindle assembly checkpoint
Cellular component (GO): anaphase-promoting complex
Source: RefSeq, a predicted model, not a curated record
UGGGGAAACACCCACUCCCCAGUCGGCCACGUGACAAAGAUGGGUAUGACCCGGAUGGGAUUUCUUCUUCCUCCGCCCUUUGGGUGCCCACCCCCCCCCCCCCCAGCGCGGGCAGGCAUGUCCACCCUCUUCCCUUCCCUCCUCCCCAGAGUCACGGAGGCGCUCUGGUUCAACCUGGACCGGCCCUGCGUGGACGAGAACGAGCUUCAGCAGCAGGAGCAGCAGCACCAGGCCUGGCUGCUGAGCAUCGCAGAGAAGGAUAACAAUUUGGUCCCAAUCGGGAAGCCUGCCUCCGAGGUAACGCCAGUGCCAUCCUUUGACAUUCUGGGAUGGGUGUGUGUGUGUGUCUUUGUUCUUUCUUGCAUGGUGUAGAUGAGUCUCUGCAUCCAGAAGGGAAAGACGUUGGCAGUUUUGGAGGUUGCAUUUGCCCAAGGGGAGCAAUGGGGAGUUAUUGGGGUUUACAAAGACCAGGAACUUAUUAUGAGGGGUGGAGGCAGAGUGCGUGCAGAGGUCAUGUUGUAUUGUCGUAGGCUUUCAUGGCUGGAAUCACUUGGGUGCUGUGUGGUUUCCGGGCUGUAUGGCCGUGUUCUAGCAGCAUUCUCUCCUGACGUUUCACCUGCAUCUGUGGCUGGCUUCUUCAGAGGAUCUGAUGUUGGGAAAGCAAGUGGAGUAUAUAUAUCUGUUGGAGUGUCCAGGGUGGGUGAAGAAACAUUGUCUGUGAGUAACUGUGCAUGAAGGCAACCAAGGGUCAAUAGUUGAGGGUAAUCUGGAAUAGAAGUAUGAGUAACAAUGAAGUCUAUAAGUAAUGGGAGAGUAACCAUGGAGAUAGCAAGUAAGCCACUGGUGGGAGCAUCUGAAUAGAAGUAUCCUGGCCUUUGUUUCCUUGUGGUCUAUAGUCAUCCUGUGCUUGUGUGUGGAGCUGGUUGGACACCGUCUCGACUCUAGUAUUUUUCAACACUGGCAGCCAAG